Contarinia nasturtii (swede midge) is the source of this 1417-nucleotide messenger RNA. It is a transcript of the gene CstF50, whose product is annotated as cleavage stimulation factor subunit 1. NCBI's taxonomy places the organism in Eukaryota, Metazoa, Arthropoda, Insecta, Diptera, Cecidomyiidae. Gene Ontology annotation, molecular function: RNA binding; protein binding. Gene Ontology annotation, cellular component: mRNA cleavage stimulating factor complex. The coding region runs from base 88 to 1371 and encodes 427 amino acids. The record is from RefSeq and is a predicted model, not a curated record. Gene Ontology annotation, biological process: mRNA 3'-end processing. The transcript is spliced from 4 exons.
GCAAAGAUUAAAAAAACACACAAAUAGACCGGUCGAAAAACAAUAAAAAGUAUACAUUUUUCAAACAAAAAUCAAGUGAAUAAAUAAAUGAAAGAGAAAAUGUCAGAUUCAAUUGAGAAAAAGAACCUUUUGUAUCGGCUAAUAAUAAGUCAAUUGUUUUACGAUGGGCACCAUAAUAUUGCUGUAGAAUUAGGCACAUUGGUUCGAGCCGACCCGCCAUGUCCGCCAUCCGAUAAAUUAUUUCACGCUGUGGUUGAAGGCUUAGCAAUUCAAGAUCAAUCCAGAGAGAAUAUCAAUAUUUACAAAGACAACGUAUUCUGUGGCAUUGAUUUGGAAUUUGAGACCGAAGGCACUUCUAUUGCACCCGAGCCAGCAUCAUAUGAAACGGCGUAUGUAACAUCGCACAAACAAGCAUGUCGUGCUGGUGCAUUCAGUCACGAUGGGCAGUUGGUGGCAACUGGCAGUGUUGAUGCAAGUAUUAAAAUUUUGGAUGUUGAACGAAUGCUUGCAAAAUCAGCACCGGAAGAAACUGAAACGGGACGUGGUGAACAGCAAGGUCAUCCAGUCAUUCGUACUCUUUAUGAUCACACUGACGAAGUAUCUUUCCUGGAAUUUCAUCCAAAAGAACCGGUAUUGGCAUCUGGUUCAAGAGAUUGUACAGUAAAACUUUUCGACAUUUCAAAGGCAUCUGUAAAAAAGGCACACAAAGUGUUGACGGAUUGUCAAGCUGUUCGUUGUUUAACAUUCCAUCCAACUGGUGAUUAUAUGGCUGUUGGCACCGAUCACAACGUCGUGCGCGUCUAUGAUAUCAAUACGUCGCAAUGUUUUGUGAGCCCAAUUGCUUCACAACAGCACAAUUCAAGCGUUACGUGUGUCAAAUAUGCAUCGAAUGCAAAGUUAUAUGCUACUGGCAGUUUGGAUGGUACAAUUAAAAUUUGGGAUGCAAUUAGCGGACGUUGUAUCAAUACCUUUGACAAAGCACACGAUGGUGCUGAAGUUUGUUCAGUUGCAUUUACAAGCAAUGGAAAAUAUCUGUUGUCAUCUGGAAAAGACUCCUUGGUAAAAUUAUGGGAAUUGAGCACAAGCCGUUGUUUGAUUGCUUACACUGGAGCUGGAACCACAGGAAAACAAGAGCACAACACCCAAGCGAUUUUCAAUCACACUGAAGAUUAUGUACUGUUUCCCGAUGAAGCAACUACAUCGUUAUGUUCGUGGAACAGUAGAAAUGCUUCACGGUUGCAUCUUAUGUCACUUGGUCACAACGGUCCGGUUCGAUACAUUGUUCAUUCACCAACUCAGCCAGCAUUUCUCACCUGCUCUGACGAUUUUCGUGCCAGAUUCUGGUAUCGACGCACUACCGUUCAAACUUAAACUCAUAAUUCAUUAUUUUCAAAAAAAAAAAAAAAAUAACAUUCAU